UUGUGGUCCUGCCCUUCCACCCCACGCCAUAAAUUGGGUUUCCGCAUUUGCAAUGCCACAUUCCCACUCCCAGAGACCCUACACGAAAUCUUGGUAUAUGCCCCCACCCCACCCCACCACUUGGCUAAAACUUAAAACCUCUGGCUAGCGACUUUGCAUUUUUUCUUCUUUGAAUUCUGGAGUGUUAUCGUUUUUGUGUCCUCAGAGAAAAUGGACCUCUCUGGUUCAUGCAGCAAUGGAUCACCAUGGUCGAUCUCAAGAUUCAUCAGCCAUGCGAUUUUUCUGGCCUUCUGGCCUUCUCUUAUCUGCUUUAGCUCUACAGAUGCUUAUGAUCCGCUAGAUCCAAAUGGAAAUAUUACAAUAAAAUGGGAUAUUAUUAGCUGGACCGCAGAUGGAUAUCUUGCUAUGGUCUCUGUGAACAACUUCCAGAGGUAUCGUCAUAUCCAAGCACCCGGAUGGAAAUUGGGAUGGAAAUGGGCAAAGAAAGAAAUAAUAUGGGACAUGGUUGGUGGUCAAGCCACAGAGCAAGGAGACUGUUCAAAGUUCAAAACAAACAUUCCUCAUUGCUGUAAGAGGGACCCCACAAUCGUAGAUUUGAUGCCAGGAACUCCUUACAACAAGCAGGUUGCAAAUUGCUGUCGCGGCGGAGUCCUUAACUCGUGGGUGCAGGAUCCAGAAACUUCUAUUAGUGCAUUCCAAAUAAGUGUUGGUCAAGCUGGGACGAGUAAUAAAACUGUUGUAUUCCCCAAGAACUUCACCUUUAAGGCUCCUGGCCCGGGAUAUACGUGUGGGCUCGCUAAACAUGCGAUGCCGACCAAGUUUAUGACACCCGACAAAAGGAGAUCUACUCAAGCUAUGAUGACAUGGAAAGUGACAUGCACCUAUUCACAAUUCUUGGCACAAAAGACGCCAACUUGCUGUGUAUCAAUGUCUUCCUUCUACAAUGAUACAAUCAUCCACUGCCCCACUUGUACUUGUGGCUGUGAAAACAACAUAAAUCAACCCGGGACUUGCAUAAGACCGGGAUCUACUUAUGUGCCUACAGCACUUUCAACUUCAAGUUCAGGAAGGAAUGAUUUGGCACCUUUGAUCCAGUGUACUGAUCAUAUGUGUCCCAUCCGAAUCCAUUGGCACAUUAAGAUCAACUAUAAAGCGUACUGGAGGGUGAAGGUCACUGUUACAAAUUUCAAUUACAGAAUGAACUAUUCAAAUUGGAAUCUUGUCAUUCAGCACCCGAAUUUCGACAAUCUCACACAGAUUUUCAGCUUCAACUACCAGCCAAUAAUGCCAUAUGAAUCCAUAAGUAAACUAACUUCUCAGCAACGCUAAGGGCUUGUUUGGUUUGGAGAUUUCGGAAUGACACUGCCAUGCUCUGGGGAAUCAAGUUUUACAAUGAUCUACUUAUGCAAGCUGGGCCUUUCGGUAAUGUACAAUCAGAGAUGAUCUUCCAGAAGGAUAAGUCAAAGUUCACCUUCGAAAAAGGGUGGGCAUUCCCUCGGAGGAUUUACUUCAAUGGUGACAACUGUGUGAUGCCGCAACCAGAUUUAUAUCCCUACCUGCCAAAUGCUAGUGCCCGGGCAGUUGUAUAUCUUCUUCUUCCUCUGAUAGCAAUCACAACAUCUUUGGUUCUACUCAUCUACUGUUAACCUGUCUGGUUCAGUAAGUACUAAUGAAAUUAACUAGUGCAGUAACUUAACUUAAGUUAGUGGUGGGAAAAGUGACUAACAGAUGCUCUCACUGCUCUCUCUCUCUCUAUUUGAGCUAAAAACAGAUGGCUUUGAGUUGUUUUAGAACAUCAAAUUAGGAUGGAUUAUAUAGCGCCUAUUUAUUGUAUAGAUUAAAUGCUUUGUAGUCUGUGUUCUAAGAAUUUCCACCCUACAGUAGUUGGAACUAGACACUUGGCUUGCAUUGGUAAUUGACCUAAGAGUCUGUUGCUAGCUAUUGCCCAUGGCUUUAAAAAAUAGUCUGUGGUAAUAUAUUUUGUGUAUUCUUAAUUGUGGGACGGAACCUUAACAAGAAUUGUUGCGUAU
This is a messenger RNA of Cuscuta epithymum, 2030 nucleotides long. The record is from the annotation of a GenBank genome assembly. NCBI's taxonomy places the organism in Eukaryota, Viridiplantae, Streptophyta, Magnoliopsida, Solanales, Convolvulaceae.